Messenger RNA from Somion occarium, 1362 nucleotides. The record is from the annotation of a GenBank genome assembly. Lineage: Eukaryota; Fungi; Basidiomycota; Agaricomycetes; Polyporales; Cerrenaceae.
AAGUCAAUCAUGUGGAGACUCACUCUGCCAAUUCAAGACUUGAAGAUUCUGGGAAGGAACGUGACUGCGUGGCAGGUUGACGGCCGAGAUCAUCAGUAGAACUUGCAUUCACGGGCUGCUUUCUUCCCCAUUCACAAUACCCAGAGCGAUCAACCGCCUUCAAUUAACUUCACUAGCAGCUACCAGUAGCUGUGUCUCAUGUCUUCGAACUCGUCGAACCCAGAGCCUCAGGGUACCAAUAGUGAUACAGAAUCACCAGAUUUUCCGGCUGAUUGGAAAUCUGCCGUACGGCCGACUACAAUCAGACAAGUACUAGGAGCAGAACUGCCCUUUAUUAGCGCGGAUUUUAGGAUAGGUGGUCAUAGUAUUCAAACUAUCAGCGUCGUGGCUAACGUAAUUCGCGUUGAUCAACGCUCAGAUGAUCAUAUCCGAAAGGACCACUACGUCUUGGAUGACGGUAGCAGCAGAGGCUGGAUUUAUGCAUUUCAUGAAUUGCCAGCUGACGCUCCGUUAUUCGAUCCUCCUCCUGAUUAUGUCCGCGUACUUGGGACGCUGUUUGUGCUUGGUCACAAAAAUGCCAUUCGAGCAACUAGGGUCCUACCCGUAGAAGAUCCGCAUGAGGUCUACCUUCACCUCUUGGAUGCCAUGGUGGUUACCUUGAUACACACAAAGAGACGCCCUCCUCAGGACUUCGCUUCUCAUGAAAUUAACCAAGUGCACCCGAUGUCGUCUCAAUCGAACGUCGUAGCUGCAGACCAGACUUCAGAAAUUCUUUCUGUAUCACAAAAUUCUCUGCCCAUUCGAGAUUCAUCACCCUCGCGACCCCCUUCAGCCGUCCCAGAUACAGGCGAUCAGACCUUUGGUGACGAAUCGGACAACCAAUCCUCUAUAUCUUCGUCGUCGACAUAUCUUACCGCCGUCGUGGACGACACGAUCGAGUCUCCGCUUCCCACAUCUUUUUCCGAUCUCCAACUUGACCACGACAUGAGUGCAGGCACGCAUCUAAAACGCGAUCCAUACUCACAUCUUAGUACGUUACAAAGAGACAUUCUUUUGCAAGUCAUGAAUGCCGCGCAGCAACUUCACACCCCUCGCCUCCAUGUAACGACGAUCAGAGAUUGCGUUAGACCCGGUCUCUGGUCUAAAUCGGAAGACAUAUCCGAUGCAUUGGAUUACCUCGUAACUCAAAAAUAUCUUUGCACAGAUAAGGACCUCUUGUAUUACUGGAUAAGGAAUGUAUCCUGGGAUUUUGAAAUAUAAUACUCUGUUACUUAUUCUCAUGGUUGAAUAUGACGGACGCAGCCCAUUUGUACUCUGAUUGCAUUGCGCGAUGGGGACUGCAUCGCGAACAAAUGUGAACAC